This is a messenger RNA of Candidozyma haemuli, 1374 nucleotides long. RefSeq lists its product as uncharacterized. Lineage: Eukaryota; Fungi; Ascomycota; Pichiomycetes; Serinales; Metschnikowiaceae. The record is from RefSeq and is a predicted model, not a curated record. The transcript has a single exon. Bases 1 to 1374 code for a protein of 457 amino acids.
AUGCCCCCGGAUAACCCUCCUUACGGCUCCAAAACGCUCGCUAAUUCAGUGGAACUGCCGUUGCAUAGGCUCGAACAGGAAAUAGCCAAAGAUCUCAGAUCCGAAAACCACCAGUCUAAACGGCCUUCUGACGCCGCCUCCUUAUACUCGUUUGACUCUGUGUCGACUUCUGGUAGGUUGCUUGACCGAUUGGACUUGGAUACUGAAGAUUACGAUGACGACUUCCUUCGAAGACGUGAGUCUUAUGCCCUGAUACAGUCUACUGGUCGGCUCUUGGACCGCUUGGGGUUGGAUGAUGACGGUGAAGAAGCUUCUCUGCCGCUGCUGCUUACUCUGGCAGGCUUGCCUUCGAGUUCUGGUGGUGACCCACGUUUUAAACCUGUGAGAGCAUCAUCUGCCAUCAGCUUAAACAGAAUGAAGAGUACCCAGUCUCAACGGCCUCCAAUGAGAGCACUCAGUUCUAAAAGCUCAUCUAAUGGCCGCUUACCUAUACAAAAUGUCGGCUCAACUCAAUUCAAACAACCCUUCGAGAGGCCUGGUGCCUCUGUUGAUUCGUUCCAUGCUGACCUAAAUUCUUCUCGCAACAGCCUGUUCACUCGUUUGGCCAAUGCCCAAAGGUCGCAGUCUCUGGGCUCCACUGGCUCUGGUAUGUCCAUGAAAAUGCCUGGUAGCUUUGAUAAUGGCUCCAUUGAUGAGCUUUCUUCGGAAACAGAAACAACAGCUGUGGAAGAAAGAUCGUCAUCUCCACUGCCAAAAGUACAGCCUGCGCCAUUUCACGCCCCACUUAAACCAAAUUUUGGAACUAGACAAGCCUCGGGCUCUUCCCAAACAUCUACCUCGUCUACCGAAGUUCCUAUUUUCAAUCCUAACGUAAAAUUCAACCCAGCAUUGGAGAAUAUGGUCAAACAAGCCCUUCUGCUAAGAAAUCAAAACGAUAGAGAGGCAUCCUAUCAACUUCAAAUUACGGGGAAUGCACCUAAUAACUACCCAAAAGCAAUGUUACUAUACGCCCUGGCACUUCAGUUCGGCCUCGGUGUCAAAAAGAACGACAUACUGUGUGUGAAAUGGUUGUGUCGAUGUAUACUAGUGUCUCAGAUUGUCGAAACCAACCCUGUGGACCCACCUUCGCUUAAUAACUAUGUUCAAAGACUUCAUGAACUUCUCCCGCAGGAUUUGGUGAAGAUGGUCUGCAAACUGACGCCUAGCCUGGCCGAUCCUUUUGACUUGUACGAUGAAUACCUGGGCAUGAACCAGUCUGUUAUUUCAAAAAUUGUGUCUCUCAAUAACAAGGAAAACAACACCGUCGCUGCAGCUUACCACAAGUUGGGAGAAGCGGUCCUUCUUGGCUCGGCCUACCUUCUAAAGAUACCUUGA